Messenger RNA from Helianthus annuus (common sunflower), 1196 nucleotides. RefSeq names its product plasmodesmata-located protein 6. The record is from RefSeq and is a predicted model, not a curated record. NCBI's taxonomy places the organism in Eukaryota, Viridiplantae, Streptophyta, Magnoliopsida, Asterales, Asteraceae. The coding region runs from base 29 to 1072 and encodes 347 amino acids. Gene Ontology annotation, cellular component: plasmodesma. The transcript is spliced from 3 exons.
UAGAGGACUGAAAUUAUAUGUUCUCAAAAUGUUACAACAAGCAAUCUCUCUUUUGUUCUUAAUAUUAUCUUUCAUGAUAUCCAUCUUAUCCGUGUCUACCACAAACUCCACCAUCACCAUCUAUGUCCAAUGCUCUCAGCUCAACUUCACCUCAAUGACAUCGUACGAGUCGAAUCUCAACUCUUUAUUCACUUCCAUAGUCGACUCUGCCCCUAUCUACAACUUCAACAAAUUUGAAACCACCCCACAAAGCGAUGUUGUGUAUGGCCUCUUCCAAUGUAGAGGCGACCUUACCUCCCCCAAUUGCAAAGAUUGCGUAGCCAACGCUAUAAGUCAACUCAAGACAACCUGCCCAAUGUCCAUAGGUGGUGAAAUACAAUUAGAAGGAUGUUUGGUGAAGUAUGAUAAUUCAUCAUUCUUUGGAGUCCAGGAAAAGGUGGAGGUGUGGAGGAGAUGUGGCCCUUCAGUUGGCUAUAAUUUGGAUGUCAUGAAUCGUAUAAAUGGUGCAUUGGGAUAUCUUAUUGGUGGGAAUGGACAAUACUUCCGUGGGGGUGCUUUUGGAAGCAUACAAGGUGCGGCGCAAUGUGUACAAGAUUUGAGUUUAGGUGAUUGUCAAGACUGUCUUUUAGAGGCAUGUGGACGGUUGAGAACCGAGUGUGAGACCUCAACUUGGGGUGAUAUGUACAUGGGAAAAUGUUAUAUUCGCUAUGCUGAUCAAGGAAAUGAGAAUCUUGCCAAUAACGACAACUCUGGUUCCAAAAGCAUUAUAGGAGGGAGCAAGAAGAACAUAAUAAAGUGGAUUGCGAUUGUUAUUGUCGUCGCAGUUGGCGUAGGAAGUUUGACUUUUGCUGUCAAAAAUUGUUGCAACAUAAACGUCUCCAAUAAAGUAAUAAAAUAUUUGAGGAGAGAUUUGGAAGCAACAAGGAAAGAAGUGGAAUCAGCCAAAUCCGAAGCAGCAUCAGCCAGAGAAAUGGCGGAAAAAGUUGAGCAAAGAGUAGAAGAAGGAUCAAUAAAAAGUGGACACUCGUAUAAUUAUUAUCCUUAUGGAAUGCCAUCUCAUUUUUGGGUAUAACAUGUAGUGUAAUUAUUUUCCUUAUAGAAUGCCUCUUACAUCACGUUUUUUGGUAUAAUAUGUAUAAUGUUUAAAUACUAUGAAGGGUUUUAUUUACUUUUAAAUGUUUAUUUGAGAGUGAUUA